Molecule: messenger RNA, 810 nt
Organism: Parastagonospora nodorum SN15
Lineage: Eukaryota; Fungi; Ascomycota; Dothideomycetes; Pleosporales; Phaeosphaeriaceae
Exons: 6
Coding region: 1-810 (269 amino acids)
Cellular component (GO): membrane
Molecular function (GO): transmembrane transporter activity
Source: RefSeq, a predicted model, not a curated record
AUGAUGAGGAUGCUUAUGGACUGGAAACUUGGUGUAUACUGCGUACAAUACUUCGUCGCGGCCUCUAGCGUCUACUCUCUGGCUUUCUUCCAACCCAUAAUUCUGAGGAACGGUAUGGGCUUCUCGUAUGCGAAGGCACAGUUGCUAUCUUCCCCGCCCUACGUCUUCACCGUCUUCGCAUCUCUUGCAGGAGCUUGGUUAUCUGACAAGAUUCGGAUGUGCUGGCCGAUCUUGAUAGGUCAGUCUGUUGUUGCUAUUGCCGGAUUGCUGAUUGUUCUGUACGGUGGUCCGCCUGGCGUGCGAUACUUUGGCUUGUUCCUUGCGACAUGGGGUACGCAAGCCAAUGUCCCUGCCUCGUUUGCAUAUGGCCAGAAUCAGACAGCAAGGGUGCAGAAAUGGGCCGUUGUCGCAGCCGCAAUGAUAUCCAUCGGAGCAGCUGGUGGCGUGACAGGAAGCACAAUAUUCCAGACCAAAGAUGCGCCAAGCAGCAAUAUCUCCCAGACCGGGGGAGUAGACCAGCAUUGGAAGGCGUGGAAGGAUUCCGCUACGCCCCUUGAUCCGGAUGGCUUGGACUGCGGCGCGUUGUUGUAUUUCCAUACUGGUCAUGCUGCAGGUGUCAGAUGUGGAGCAAAGCUUUUGUCGAAUGAGCGCAACUCGGAACACAGAGCGGAAGAUGAAGAGAGGAUCAAUGUGUUGCGACUGACGAAAGGAAGGCUUCAUGGCGUCGUGCUCGAUGCGAGCAUGGAACAACCAAAUUGGGCAACCCGUUCCCUUCGAACCGGAUUCUUGGCAGGCAUCGUGGCUGAUUAA